AUAUACAACCUGAGCCUAUAGUGGAGGAGCCACAGCAUUAACACCCAGAAAGUCUUGCUUCUCCCAUUGUCACAGCCUUGGAUCCAAGCAGGGCUCUCCCUCUCAGGCAUCUGCCUGCAGCCUGCUUGUAGCCCAGUUCAAACAUACAAGUGACUCCCCACUUACACAGGGGUUACGUUCCAGCCCCCCCCCUUGCAGAAGUGAAAUUGUGUAAAGUGGGGAGCAUCCUCUAAACACCUUUUAAUUGCCCUCUUUUCCCAUAGAAUGUGCUCUUGUUACUUUAAUGGAUUGUGCUAGUCAAUUUCUCUGCCUCCUUUCAGGAAAAAGGUAAAAGCAGCCCUGGUCCUGCAAAAUAGGAGAUAGCUGAACUGUAAUCUGAUUUUAUACUUUUAACUCAUUUUUUUAGUUUCGUUGUAUUAAGUCUCCUGCAUACUGCUUAGAGACAACCAUAGUAAGUGGUAAACAAACUGUUAAAAGUAAUUUUUAAAAUGCACAGAGGCCCCAAAGCAGAAAGCACUGAAUACAGCAGAAAGGGCGGAACAAGGAACAAACGACCAGUAAUGUAUUGUUUUGUUCCUCCUAAAGCCACCCUCCCCACCCCAAGAAAAGGGAAGAGACAGAAAGACAUUUCUGAGUAAGAGUACCUCUUAGCUCAGCCUAUACCUCUUUUUACAUGCUGCCAUGGCCUCCAGUCUAUAUACUGUUAUCAUACUUCUCUGGACUCUUCAAGAUGGUGGGACUCUCCAUGUGUAUAAUGACCGUCUAAUCAAGAUUGCUUUUGCCAAUGAAGAAAUUAAUGCAAUCUGCAAAACAAACAUAAUGUAUAAACCAGAUUAUACAAAAUUCAUCCUUAGCUAUUAUCGGAUUGACUCGGAAAGCAAGGAGAUCACAGUCAUGCAAUCUCUACAGUCUGUGGAAAUUCCUCCCGGUCGUGAGAACAAGUCAGAGACAUUAAUUUAUCCAUUUAAAAUAAAGCCCUUUAUGCAUUCCUCUGUUUCUGGUACCUACUACUGCAAAGCUCUUUGGAUACUUAAAAACCAAGUAAGAAGGGGAAAUGGGACAUUUAUCCUUUUCAGAGAAAAAGGAUAUACAGAGCCCCCUCUUACCAUGUGGGUGUGCCUUAUCACCAUCACCAUUAUUUUGACUGUUGCAAGCAUCAUGGGAACUGUCCUGCUGUUCUGGAAGAGAGAGUGGAGACAGAUCAAGAAAUGCCCUGCUCAGAGGCCAGCCCCUCCACACACUUCAGGCAGCUCAGAACCUCCAGAGCCCUCAUAUGUUGAAUUAGGACCCCGGGAACCCGAUGUCUAUUUUGCCAUUAAUAAAAGUACAGAUAGUCCAUUGCACAAAAAGGUGCCAGCAGUCAAGGUGUCUCGACAGAUAACGCAAGAAAUCACAGAUGUGUAUGAGAACAAUACAGCAGAUUUGUAUGAGAACAUCUAAGGAGAGAGAGCUACACUGCACAGUCCUGCCUUUCUCCAGAGCUCAAAAGAAGGUUCUGAAUUCCCAACAUGGAACAAGCCGUACAUGCAAAAUGUUCUACUGAUGUAGAUACAGGUAAUACUGAUACACAUCAACACAUGGAGCAGCCCAAUAUUGUUCCUAGAAAAUCCAGCUCUUUGAGACACAUGCUUUCUACUGAAGAGAAUGAGCUAAGAAAGUGGGAAUGGGAGCAUCAUUGAAGAAGAGAGAGAUUUGGGAGAAGAAAAUGGGAAUCUCCUGAGUUAGCUAUGAUUUUUUUAAAAAUUAUUUAUGAUUUUCAAUUAUAUACAUUUCACUAGUUUUACAAUCAUUCUAACUCUACUUCCUCCUCUUUCUGCGGUUCCUUAACUUUAUUUUUUUACAUUUCCUACAUAUUCUAAAUUAACUUAACUUAC
Podarcis muralis (Common wall lizard) is the source of this 1874-nucleotide messenger RNA. RefSeq names its product NFAT activating protein with ITAM motif 1 (gene NFAM1). The record is from RefSeq and is a predicted model, not a curated record. Gene Ontology annotation, cellular component: membrane raft. Gene Ontology annotation, biological process: regulation of B cell differentiation; B cell receptor signaling pathway; positive regulation of cytokine production. Gene Ontology annotation, molecular function: transmembrane signaling receptor activity. NCBI's taxonomy places the organism in Eukaryota, Metazoa, Chordata, Lepidosauria, Squamata, Lacertidae.